AUGCUGUUCCCCCUGCCUCUGCGGGUAGCCUGCAGUCUGCUUGCCUGGCUCUCUCUCUACACUUGGUUCUGCCAUCGCUACAAGCACCGGAAUUAUGAAUGGAGCUGCAGGCUGGUCACGCUGACCCAUGGCAUCCUUGCUACCUGUCUGUCUGCUUACAUUGGCUUUAUUGAUGGUCCCUGGCCUUUGAGUCACCCAGGAUCACCAAACACAACUCUUCAGGUACAUGUGCUGUGCCUUAGCUUGGGCUACUUCCUUUUCGACCUUUGUUGGUGUGUGUACUUCCAGACAGAGGGUGCCCUGAUGCUGGCCCACCAUCUGGUGAGCAUCUUGGGCAUCACAGCGUCAUUGGCACUCGGGGAGUCAGCUGCGGAGGUCAAUGCCGUCAUCUUUGGUAGUGAGAUCACUAACCCGCUGCUGCAGGCCCGCUGGUUCCUGAAGGAGAUGGGAUGUUACCACGGUUUGACAGGCGAUGUGGUGGAUUUCUUCUUCGUGGUCCUCUUCACUGGGGUGCGGAUUGGAGUGGGGGCCUGGCUGAUGUACUGUGAGCUCGCUUCUCCCAAACCCAGGUGGUACAUUAAGCUGGGUGGUGUCAUCAUGUACGCUGUCUCCUGGGUUUUCAUGGUCAGCAUCUGUCGCUUUGCUAGGAGGAAGAGCAUGAAGAAGUACCAUGCUUGGAGGAGUCGGAGGAGUGAUGAGUUAUACUUGAAAACUAAUGGACAUCUGAAAAACCACUGACUGGAUGCUGAGUAAAGACUUCCUCGAGUUCACAAUCUGGCAAGAAGGGGAUCGUGCCUGAAAUGCCACUGUCGGGAGAGGAGCCAACACACGUUAGCAGUUCUGGAGACAAAUUUAUCCCUGGCAUAACUCCACUGUAAUCCAUGGAGCUAUGCCAUGGAUUCAUUGGACCUGCAGUGUUUGGCCUGGCAGAGGCUGGCUCAGUGUGUACGUAAGCAUACGCUAAAUGAUACGAGUGAAAGAAGGGCUAAUUUUACAGACUAAACAUAACUAGUCCAGCAGUGCAGGUGUAAAUAGUAAGGUUAGUAGCUAACUCCUUCAGCAGUGGUAGAAUCUUGGAACAGAGGAGAAAAUAACACUAGAUCUUCGUGUUCAGUGUCCUGUACAGUCUAGACAGCUAGAGUGACUCUUCAUACUGUUAGGAAGAAGCAUGUUCUAGUGUUUCAUCAGAGUUGGGUUUCCUGGCUCUUCCACCAACUCGUUAUGUGACCUUGGGCAAGUCACGUAACUCUAAUUCUGUGCCUAAUUUCCCCAUCUGUGAGUUGGGGGUGAUGGAGCUGAUCCAUCUGUGUUAUGCACUUUCAGAUCUUUACUUGAGAGGUGCUAUAUAAAUGCAAAAUGAUGGUUGUUAUCUGCACUUUGUUCGUUAUCCCUGUGUUUCCUUUGGGAGAAAUGAUUUUGGUGGUUGAGCUAGAGUGUGACUCUACAAAGAACAGUAUUUUAGGUAGGUCGUUGUUUCCUACCCUUUCUAAUUCCUUUUAAUAACUUAUUUAAUAACAUAUUGAUAACUUAUUUUUCAGUAGUGUCCAGAGCUCUAAUCAGCACUGGCGCCUUGCAGGACUAGGUGCUCUGUGAAUGCACCCCAAAACACAGCCCCCGAUGUGAAAUGCUUUUCUGACUUUUUCCCUCUUCUUCAUCCCUGACUGUUGAAACCCCGCCCACCCCCUCCAAAUACUGCUUUUAGCUCCUUGAGUGACCAACACUCCAUUAUGAGAAGCCCCAUCAGGACUUGCCAGUAAGUGGUUUUCUGGCUGAUGGACCAAGCCCUGAUUUGUCUGCAGAAUGCCAAAAAUCCCUCUGCUGUGCUUAUUGGCCCAAAUGCAGGCAUAGUGUGGAGCCAGCCUGAGACCAAACGGCAUACCUUGAGAUUGUCAGACAAAUACCUUCCCCAAGCUGCAAGUAACUUUUAAAAAUAAGAACAGUAAAUGCAGAGUGUUUUACUGCAGUAAUCUGCAAACUAUCUGUACUUGCUGGUUUUGGCAAUCUAAGGUGAACAGGGGCCAGAACCUGAUUUGUAGUGAAGGCUGUGUCUUUCUGUUGCCCUUGAAAGUGUCAUCCCAGAUUCAGAUCAGUGUAUCUGAACCCAGAGUCUGCCACAGUGUUUGGGGAUAGUGGUGUACUGUAGGUGAAUGUCUGGGAGCUCUAUGGAAAUAUGAUUGAAAAACACUUGAAACUAGCAUUGAUGUUUUUCCCCAGGACCAUAGAUAGCAGUUUUGACAAGAGUGUUUCCUCAGAUCCAAAUUGGGAUUUCUGGUUGUAGAGUGGCCAACAUGCAUCUUCAAAACACAGUGGCUGAGGUGGAAGAGCUACCCUGCUUCACAUCUGUCCUCUGCCCUGUUCAAGCCAGAGACCUAACCUUGGCUCUCCUUCAUCUGAAUUGAUGCCUUGACCCCUGGGCUUUGAAUUCACUUCUGUCUCCCUGAUUGGAUCUGGGUCACUUUAUAAAAGUAAGCAUUUAUAGGGUAAGAGAGACUUAUUUUACAGCCUAAUAAUUAAAGAAGCGAGAAGCACAGAAUCUGGCCUUUUUUAAGCAAAAAAAGUGAAACUGACUGGGAGAAAAAGUAAGUGUUACUUAUCUGGUCCCAUUUGCAGGGAAAAACUGUCCCCCAGUUGGCGGCUUCUGGUGUUUAUUUCACUGUAUGUUCUUAAGUGCUGUUCCUUUGUUAUUGCUGUCAUUAUUAUGAUCAUUUAUUUUGAGUGUCAGCACCAGGCCUCCAGUGCAGCUCAGGUGCCAGUUCUGCUGUGAGCCUUGCCUGUUGCAGCCAAAGACCUGAAGAGCCGAAAGCACUUCAGAUUAGCAGAGCCAACUGAUGGGUAAGCUGGUCCUGAAAAGGAAACUUGACUCAUUUAGCACAGCACAGUGAUAUGACUAUUGAGCCUUGAAGGGAGACAAGAAGGGCUACUUGGGGCUUGCUGGUUCUUUCCCAGCUCUGCUGCUGCUGUCAGGCAUGUCAAGGAGCCUUUUUGCCUCAGCUUACCCACUUUAUUAAGUGGGUACAGUAUUACCUACCUCGUGGGGUGUUUUCAUUUGUUAACACUAAGCCACAUUUGAUGAAUGCUUGGUGGUCUGUGUCAAGCUGUGCUGUAUAAAGGCAAAACGCUGUUGCUUUGAGUGAAGCACUUCUCACUAUGACCCGUCAUCAGCUCUUUGUCACCUGAGCAUGGCAUUUCCCAGCAUCUGGCUUGCCUCACAAAAGCAGGAGUCCAAGGUGUUUUGCAGUGGUGCUUAUGGGUAGGAGUCAAAAGGAGUAAGCUAGACACGCGCGUAAAGAUCAGCUGUGCUGCGUCUUGUUCAGGUGGACUCCCAAGUUGAAGAAAUUAUGUCUGGUGCGUUUUCCCUAGUAGGGAUUGCAGUAAAUCUGUAGCCAAAAGAGUUUCAGCAGCCAGCCUGACCAGGAAAUAAGGGCUUUCAGCAGCAAGUCCUGAAGAAAUGUAGGUGAAAACAGCCUGUUCGUUUCUCAGUGCAGCUGUUGACUUGCCCACCAAGAAGAGUUUCCUGAACAGUCCUGAUGAUUUGGACUCCGACCUCUGCUGAGGUUUGGUGUGCAGCUUAAUGCAUGGUUACAGGCCUUCUGUGGGGGCUGUACAGCCCAUACCUGCCCAAGUGAAUAAGGAUGUCGGUUAGUGACUGCAGGUAUUUAUGAAACACCUUAUAUGAAGAUGUUUUGAAAGAUAAUGCACUUAAUGGCUGAGUGGUCCCCUUCUUUGAACUGGGGGGAAACUUGGUGGGAAGAAGUAGAGCACUGUGAUCAAUGUUGAGGCUUUUGAAGUUAAACAAGGGCACCAGAAGACAAAAGAGCAAUUAGGAAUGGCUUUGUGAGGUAGAGCUAGCAACAAUGUCUCAGAGCAAGGGCUCGUAGUCUGUCUAGUGGGCUCCAGCACAGAAUCACAGACCCAGAAGAAGUGUAACUUUCAAGCUGUGGAGCACAUGGUGGGACCUGUCCUCAGGCUAGUCCAUAGUGGCUAGAGCAAAUUGUAAAAGGAAACUGCGGAACUAGUGUGAAAUAAUAACUUGUGUUUGAAUUACUGUGUAAUAGCAACUAAUGUUCCACCAGUGAAUGGUGUAGAUGCUUUGUAUUAUGUUUUAUAAAAUAAAGAUUAUUUAAUUAUAUGAGGAA
Molecule: messenger RNA, 4136 nt
Organism: Gymnogyps californianus (California condor)
Lineage: Eukaryota; Metazoa; Chordata; Aves; Accipitriformes; Cathartidae
Product: TLC domain-containing protein 5-like
Cellular component (GO): membrane
Source: RefSeq, a predicted model, not a curated record